AUGUCUCUCACCAACUGCCGCUUCUACGAGGAGAAAUACCCCGAAAUCGACUCCUUCGUCAUGGUCAACGUCAAGCAAAUCGCCGAAAUGGGCGCCUACGUCAAACUGCUCGAAUACGACAACAUCGACGGCAUGAUCUUGCUCUCCGAACUCUCCCGUCGCCGUAUCCGCUCCAUCCAAAAACUCAUCCGCGUCGGGCGGAAUGAGGUCGUGGUCGUGCUGCGUGUUGACAAGGAGAAAGGGUACAUCGAUCUCUCGAAGCGCAGAGUGAGCCCGGAGGAUAUUGUGAAGUGCGAGGAGAGGUACAAUAAGAGCAAGAUGGUGCAUAGCAUUAUGCGACAUGUGGCGGAGAAGACCAACACGCCGCUCGAGGAGCUGUAUCAGGAUAUUGCGUGGCCGUUGAACAAGAAGUACGGACAUGCGGUGGAUGCGUUCAAACUCAGCAUCACGAACCCGAAUGUAUGGGAUGAGGUGACCUUCAAGAGCUCUGUGAUCAAGGACGAGCUGGUUGGCUACAUCUCGAAGCGCCUCACGCCGCAGCCGACCAAGGUGCGCGCGGACGUGGAGGUGACGUGCUUCGGGUACGAUGGGAUUGAUGCCGUGAAGGAGGCGCUGCGGACGGCGGAGGCGAAGAGCUCGGAGCAGGCGCAGGUCAAGGUGCGGCUGGUUAGCCCUCCGCUGUACGUGUUGACGUCGCAGACGUUGGACAAGCAGAUUGGGAUUGAUGUGUUGAACGAGGCCAUCAAGGAGGUGGAUGCGAAUAUCAGGGCUGCGGGGGGGCUGUGUGCGAUCAAGAUGGCGCCGAAGGCGGUGACGGAGAAUGAUGAUGCGGAGCUGCAGGCGCUGAUGGAUAAGCGGGAGAGGGAGAACCAGGAGGUCAGCGGUGAUGAGGACGAGAGCGAGAGUGAUGAGGGCGUUGUGGCCGCGGAGUAA
Messenger RNA from Saxophila tyrrhenica, 933 nucleotides. It is a transcript of the gene SUI2, whose product is annotated as eukaryotic translation initiation factor 2 subunit alpha. Gene Ontology annotation, biological process: translational initiation. Lineage: Eukaryota; Fungi; Ascomycota; Dothideomycetes; Mycosphaerellales; Extremaceae. Gene Ontology annotation, cellular component: eukaryotic 48S preinitiation complex; eukaryotic translation initiation factor 2 complex. The coding region runs from base 1 to 933 and encodes 310 amino acids. Gene Ontology annotation, molecular function: RNA binding; ribosome binding; translation initiation factor activity. The record is from RefSeq and is a predicted model, not a curated record. The transcript has a single exon.